AUGCAUAUCAUGGAGAAGUUAAAAGGUAAGAAAGGGCACUUUGUGAUCAAAGUUGAUAUGUCCAAAGUCUAUGACAAGCUGAGUUGGGAGUUUAUUUGGCGUGUGCUUCAAGUUAAUUUUCUUAAGAAUUUGAUCAACUUAAUACUGCGUGCAGUUUCCAGUGUUGAAACAAAUGUUAAUUGGAAAGGUGCUCGUAGCAGUUACUUUCGUCCUCAAUGUGGUAUUCGGCAAGGGGACCCCAUAUCUCUUUGUUCUUUUCAUGGAAACUUUUCACACCGUAUUGAGCAUAAAGUGAGAAACAAGAACUGGAAUACUAUGAAGCUGGGGGAAAAAGGUAGUAGAAUCUCACAUUUGAUGUUUGUAGUCAACUUAUUGCUUUUUGGACAAGCUACGGAGAAGCAAAUGGAAUGUUUAACGAGGACUCUUAACAAAUUCUACAACACGCCAGGGCAUGAUAUUAGUCAAGAGAAAAUGACAUUGAUUUUUUCCAAGAACGUGGCAAGAAGUAUGCAGAACAAAUUGGCACAUAUGUCUGUGUUCAGGAUAGCUAAUAAGUUGGGGAAGUAUCUUGGAAUCCCUCUAAGGGGUAAAAACUUGAAAAAAAUCGAUUUCCAAUAUCUGGUGGACCAAAGGGAUGCUAAACUUACUAGUUGGAAGAUAAGCAGUUUAUCAUUCACAGGAAGAAUUACUCUAGCUAAGAGUGUUAUUGAAGCCAUACCUUUGUAUUCUAUGAUGAUUGAAAAAAUUUCUAAAGCAAUUAUUCAGGAGAUAACUUGCCUACAACGUAACUUUAUUUGGGGUUAUACUAUUGCUCAUCGUAAGCUACGUGCUAUUGGAUGA
Messenger RNA from Lathyrus sativus (Indian pea), 840 nucleotides. NCBI's taxonomy places the organism in Eukaryota, Viridiplantae, Streptophyta, Magnoliopsida, Fabales, Fabaceae. The record is from the annotation of a GenBank genome assembly.